GGUUGCAGAGAAGGAGGGAGCCAGCCGGGGGAGAGCGAGGGAGGGAGGCGGGGGCCUCGGGAGGGUGGAAGGAGGGAGGCGAAGGGCGGGGCACGGAGGCCCAAGCAAGGGACUAGACUCCAGCUGACUUUUUCCCGCGGCUCUCGGUUUCCACCACAGCCAUGUCUCUCCUCCUGCUGGUGGUCUCUGCCCUUCACAUCCUCAUCCUCAUUCUGCUUUUUGUGGCCACUUUGGACAAGUCUUGGUGGACUCUCCCCGGGAAGGAGUCCCUGAACCUUUGGUAUGACUGCGUGUGGAAAAACGACACCAAAACGUGGGCCUGCAGUCCUGUCAGCGAGAACGGCUGGCUGAAAGCAGUGCAAGUCCUCAUGGUGCUCUCCCUCAUCCUCUGCUGCCUCUCCUUCAUCCUGUUCAUGUUCCAGCUCUACACCAUGCGGCGAGGAGGACUCUUCUAUGCCACUGGCCUCUGCCAGCUUUGCACCAGCGUGGCGGUGUUCUCCGGAGCCCUGAUCUACGCCAUCCACGCCAAGGAGAUCCUGAAGACGCAACCGCAGGGGGGCAGCUUCGGCUACUGCUUCGUCCUGGCCUGGGUGGCCUUCCCCCUCGCGCUUGUCAGCGGCAUCGUCUACAUCCACCUGCGGAAGCGGGAGUGAGCGUCCCGCAUCGCCCUGACGCCCCCGCUGGGAUCCUGGCUCUCCGCUUGUUCACGAUGCCCCCGCCCCACGCGACCUCCAGAAAAUAAAACCGUUUAACCGCGGACUCUGC
Choloepus didactylus (southern two-toed sloth) is the source of this 765-nucleotide messenger RNA. RefSeq names its product epithelial membrane protein 3 (gene EMP3). NCBI's taxonomy places the organism in Eukaryota, Metazoa, Chordata, Mammalia, Pilosa, Megalonychidae. The transcript has 5 exons. Gene Ontology annotation, cellular component: plasma membrane. The coding region runs from base 162 to 653 and encodes 163 amino acids. The record is from RefSeq and is a predicted model, not a curated record.